AUGGAUGGAAAAUUAGAAUCUACAACAACUAAGCAUAUAAACUUGACAGUCCUUGAUCAGAGUGACUACUCACAAAAUGAUCAUCAUGAUCAUACCUCAUCAUCAUCUCCUUUUUGGGUUCUAUAUUACAGAGAGCAAUAUCAAUCUGGUUUUCUCAGAAAGGUAUUUGCUGAAAUCAUAGGGACGUCCUUGUUGGUAUUUGUGACGUGUGGUGCAGCCGCUAUUAAUGCGAGCGAUGAACGGAGAGUCUCGCAACUGGGAGCGUCGGUUGCCGGUGGCCUCAUCGUGACGGUGAUGAUCUACGCGGUUGGCCAUAUCUCUGGUGCUCACAUGAACCCUGCGGUUACACUCGCUUUCGCCACCGUUAGGCAUUUUCCCUGGAAACAAGUACCGUUAUAUGCAGCAGCUCAAUUUACAGGAGCUAUUAUGGGUGCAUUUACCCUACGGGAAGUGCUUUAUCCCAUACAACAUUUGGGCACAACGACACCUUCUGGAACAGAUGUUCAGGCUUUAGUAAUGGAAAUUGUUGUGACGUUUAUCAUGAUGUUUGUCACCUCCGCUGUUGCAACUGAUACCAAAGCUGUAGGAGAGCUAGCUGGUAUAGCAGUCGGUUCGGCAGUAUGCAUAACAUCAAUCUUUGCCGGGCCUAUAUCCGGUGGAUCGAUGAAUCCCGUAAGAACAUUAGGCCCAGCAAUUGCAAGUGGAUGCUAUAAAGGGCUUUGGGUGUACAUAGUAGGUCCAGUUAUCGGUACACUGUUGGGCUCAUUGUCGUACAGAAUCAUUCGAGUGGAUGAUAAGGCCAUACACCCAAUAUCUCCGUCGUAUUCAUUUAAAUUUCCUCGAAAGGUGAGCAACGACAACAGCGUUGACACCAAAUUAGACCCUUCCAACGUCGUCUGA
This is a messenger RNA of Morus notabilis, 900 nucleotides long. Its product is annotated as aquaporin NIP2-1. The record is from RefSeq and is a predicted model, not a curated record. Gene Ontology annotation, molecular function: channel activity. The coding region runs from base 1 to 900 and encodes 299 amino acids. Gene Ontology annotation, cellular component: membrane. NCBI's taxonomy places the organism in Eukaryota, Viridiplantae, Streptophyta, Magnoliopsida, Rosales, Moraceae. Gene Ontology annotation, biological process: transmembrane transport. The transcript is spliced from 5 exons.